CCCAUCUCAACUCUCUCUCUCUUUCUCAAUCACCGUUUUUCUUCUCUACUCUACCUAUACAAAGUUAUCUUAUUUUUUUGAUAUAUACAGAGAGCCAGCCAUCGCCUUGUACCAAGAAGAAUCAUCAUUUUGUUAUAGAAGAUGACAUCGCCUUCUACAAAAAAAAGACGACGCAAACAGCGUCGGCUGCUCCCAAAAAAAAUCAUUAAUCGCUCCUCUUUCCAGCUGCCACCGGCAGCCCCUCCCACUCUUACUCCCUCAUCUGCUGUCUGCUUACCCUACUACUACGACUACCAAUUCCAAACCGAAACUUUGAACACGGCGGAAUCGAGCAGUGCUAGCGAUGUGUCGGAGAUGGGUUCAAUACAACCGUGUCUCGCAUGGUUGGAGUGGGCCCAGAUUGGUGGUGAGUUAAUGGGUUCAACGCAGCCCUGCACUGCAUGGCUAGAAUGGGCGACGAUCUAGGCCGGCGACGGGUUUCCUUUUGUAGUAUCCCUUCCCUGCAGCUCGUAGUUGUUUUUGCUGUUGCUGGAAUUUGGGCUCACGUGGUAGCAGAAUGACAGGUUGUUUGGAGUCGGCAUCUCCAGUCCUGGGUUAUGCCUUGCAGCCUUCAGUGGUGGGGAUUAUUUCCCUUUGACGUACAUUGGUUUUUGAGUGUGGUGUGUGAGGGGCUUUUCCAGUUGCUGCAGUCAGUCUGGUGGAUUGAUUUCAUUAG
Linum tenue is the source of this 715-nucleotide messenger RNA. The record is from the annotation of a GenBank genome assembly. Lineage: Eukaryota; Viridiplantae; Streptophyta; Magnoliopsida; Malpighiales; Linaceae.